GCGAGUAAUUCCACAGAGAAAGAUCACUUCAGCUCUGCAAGGAUAUUAAAAGCUGUAUAUUAUCCACGCUGCUCUGAUUGACCGUGAGUGGGUGGAUUGGGUGGAUGUCACGCGCGGAUUGAUCCCUUCAGUUGGGGGGCGCGUGGGGCGUCAGAAAGUUGCCUCUUCAAUGGGUCCCCGACGCGCAAAAUGAAACGGCAGCGGGGAGAAUGGAGCGUGUGUGGAACACCUCGUUGGAGUUCGGGGGAUCUCAAGACACCUUUACCGCAUCUGACCGAAACCUGCCGAGAUUCUGCGGCAGUCAAGUUAUGUGAGGCGAACUUUUAGAAUGGGUUCUCUCGCACGGGACUGUGAGGGAUGGCAGCUUUUCAUCAGAACCCGAACCCGGACAUUCGGAUACUCCUCCACAGACUUUUAGCCAUGUCCUCUCUUGGCAUUCUCUGCGCCUUUCUCGUUUAUUUCCUCGCGGGAUGUUGCGUUUCGGAUCUAACUGAGGAAUCGUAUAUCAAACCGCCAACGAGUUUUCUUCUGUCGGGGUGGUAUCGGGAGAGAGUGAAUGCCACUCGGGAGAAACUCAGCGAUGUUGUAACGGUACUGGACGAAGGUCACGGGUACUCGGCGGAGACGAGCACUGGUUCUCCGGGUUUAGAGACAAACAUUUCGGGUAGGGACUGGACGGCGACCCGAAGGCUACCACAGGCUCUCAUCAUAGGGGUCAAGAAGGGAGGCACGCGGGCUUUGUUGGAGUUUCUUAGACUGCACCCGGACAUCCGCGCACUGGGCUCAGAGCCGCACUUCUUUGACCGACAUUACGCGCGCGGGCUGGAUUGGUACAGAAGCAUGAUGCCCAGGGCCCUGGACGGCCAGAUCGUCAUGGAGAAGACCCCCCGCUACUUUGUCACCGUGGAGACGCCGGCGCGGGUGCACGCCAUGUCCGAGGGGGUGAAGCUGAUCGUGGUGGUGAGGGACCCCGUGACCAGGGCCAUCUCCGACUACACACAGAUCAUCUCCAAGACGCCCCACAUCCCCGCCUUCGAGAACCUCGCCUUCAGGAACCGCUCCACUGGUCAGAUUGAUUCCAUGUGGAGCCCUCUGUGGAUCGGCCUGUACGCCCAGCACCUGGAGCGCUGGCUGGCCUGGUUCCCCAGGGCCCAGAUCCACCUGGUCAGUGGGGAGAGGCUCAUCUCCGACCCGGCUGGGGAACUAGGAAAGGUCCAGGACUUCUUGGGCCUCCAGAGGAUCAUCACAGACAAGCAUUUCUACUUCAACAAGACCAAGGGCUUUCCCUGUCUGAAGAAGCCAGAAGGGAGCAGCAAGCCUCACUGCCUGGGUAAGACCAAGGGGCGAACGCACGCCCUCAUCCACCCGGAUGUCAUCCAGACACUGAGGGACUUCUACCGGCCACACAACCAGCGCUUCUACAAGAUGGCCGGACAGGACUUCGGGUGGCAGUGAUCGACCGUUUGCGCCCUGGGCGCACCUGGCAAAACGAAAGUUGUGGGUUCAAAUCCCAGACUGUAAAUGUGUUGGCUGGAUGAAACAAGCCGUAUCGGUGAUCGUUUGAGUCGGACUGAUUGCUCUGCGUCCUGACGUUGCUAAGUAGGUCGGUUUUCAUUUGGCUGCGAUUAGGAGAAUGGAGAGAGAUUUGUCCUGGGGUAAUGUGUCAUACAGCCCUGAAGACAGAAGACAGAAGACUCUGGCACACUGCACAUUGAGCGAGAGAGAGAGAGAGAGAGGGAGAGAGAGAGAGAGAGAGAGAGGGAGAGAGAGAGAGAGAGAGAGAGAGAGAGAGAGAGAGAGAGAGAGAGAGAGAGAGAGAGAGAGAGAGAGAGCGAGAGAGAGAGAGAGAGACUAUGCUCGUCUAUAGUCAACAGCGUACGUUAAGCCUUGUGCGCAUUAGUGAAAAUGUUCUGCCAAUGCAAAGUAGUGAAAACAACAACAACAUCAUCAACAACAUCAACAACAACAUCGACAAUAUAAUCAGCAACAUCAACAACAAGAUCAACAACAACAUCAACAACAACAACAUCAUCAAACAACAUCGACAACAAAAACAUCUUUAACAACAUGCCGGCUAUCUGUUAUCAUGCCUCCUGGAUUUUCACUUUCCUGACUAUAUAUACAAUUCUUCAACUAUUUUGAACCUCUUGGCUUCUCAGUCUCAGUGCAUACCCUUCUAAGAACUAGUAGGCAAUCAGUAUUUAUAUUGUACAUCCAGCAUCCCCUCCUACUUUCGUACUUCUAUUAUUAAUCUCGGAAAGAGGAGGAGGAGGGGGGGUGUUUGUAGAGAACAGCAGAACAGUGAGUGAGUAGCAUAUAAGUGCUCAGUGGUUUUUGUACAGUUUAAUAAUGGAUGUGAAUAUUAAAGUGGAUGUUGAUAGGACCCACUCUGGGAUGUACGUAGGUGCCUGGUAAGACAGAUCUAGGAUCAGCUGAGGGGGUCCUAACCCUGACUUAAACCACUAUGGGGAGGAAUGCA
Messenger RNA from Osmerus eperlanus (European smelt), 2479 nucleotides. RefSeq names its product heparan sulfate (glucosamine) 3-O-sulfotransferase 3-like (gene hs3st3l). NCBI's taxonomy places the organism in Eukaryota, Metazoa, Chordata, Actinopteri, Osmeriformes, Osmeridae. The record is from RefSeq and is a predicted model, not a curated record. Gene Ontology annotation, molecular function: [heparan sulfate]-glucosamine 3-sulfotransferase activity.